Lates calcarifer (barramundi perch) is the source of this 1791-nucleotide messenger RNA. RefSeq names its product aminoadipate aminotransferase (gene aadat). Gene Ontology annotation, biological process: biosynthetic process. The record is from RefSeq and is a predicted model, not a curated record. The transcript is spliced from 14 exons. Gene Ontology annotation, molecular function: pyridoxal phosphate binding; L-kynurenine:2-oxoglutarate transaminase activity. The coding region runs from base 188 to 1465 and encodes 425 amino acids. Lineage: Eukaryota; Metazoa; Chordata; Actinopteri; Centropomidae.
UAGUGUUGUUUUAUAGUCGUGUAACGUUACAGUACCGGUCUCAUGAACGCACCUUAGCGACGUUUGUUGUUGUUACCUUUAGUCACACAUAGUUUAUUCUAAAACUUACAUUAUAUCUUAUAUUAAAUGUAAAAUAAAUGAUGCAAACAGAACAGAUACUUCACAGUGAGGCUCAGCAACAGGAAUCAUGAAUUACGCUCGGUUUCUGACGGCUGUCAGUGCAGCCAGGAAGCCCUCUCCCAUCAGGAUACUGACCGAGCUGCAGCAGCGGUCGCCUCCGUCCCUCAUCUCUUUGGCCGGAGGAGCACCGAACCCCAACACCUUCCCCUUCCAGUCGGCGUCCAUCAAGGUGAAGAACGGGCAAACGGUCUCCUUCGACGAAGCCGCGAUGAAGAGGGCUCUGCAGUACUCUGCCUCGAACGGAAUCCCUGAGCUGCUGACGUGGAUGAAGAACCUGCAGAAGAACCUCCACAACCCACCGACCGCCAGCUACACCUCCGAGAACGGCCAGAUGGACAUGUGUGUGACGACAGGGAGUCAGGAGGGGCUCUGUAAGGUGUUUGAGAUGCUGGUAAACCCUGGAGACAAUGUUCUGCUGGAUGCUCCCACGUAUUCAGGCACGCUGGCAGCACUUCAGCCACUCGGUUGCAACUUAAUCAACGUUCCCAGUGAUCAGCACGGCAUGAUUCCCGCAGCCCUGAAGGAGGUCUUGUCUCGGUGGGACCCGUCAGAGGUCCACAAGCCCGGCAGCACUGCUCCCAAAGUUCUCUACACCAUCCCCAACGGAGGAAACCCCACCGGCGCCUCCAUGACGACUCAGAGGAAGAAGGAAGUGUAUGAGCUGGCCAGGCAGUACGACAUGCUCAUCAUCGAGGACGACCCGUACUAUUUCCUGCAGUUUGACAAGCCGUGGGCUCCCACGUUUCUCUCCAUGGACGUUGACGGGAGGAUCAUCAGGACAGACUCUUUCUCUAAGAUCCUGUCUUCAGGGCUGAGGAUAGGUUUUGUGACCGGUCCCAAACCACUGGUGGACCGAGUGGUGCUGCACAUCCAGGCCUCAACAAUGCACACUAGUACCUUCACACAGCUCAUGGUGUCUCAGUUGUUGCACAGCUGGGGCCAAGAGGGUUUCCUCCAGCAUAUAGACAGGGUGAUUGAGUUUUACAGGGGACAACGUGAUGCCAUGAUCAGCUCUGCAGACAAGUGGCUCAAAGAUGUAGCAGAGUGGCACUCCCCAUCAGCAGGCAUGUUUCUGUGGAUCAAACUAAAGGGCAUCGCUGAUACCCAACAGCUCAUUAUGCAGAAGGCGCUAGAGAAAGAGGUGCUGCUGGUUCCCGGAGGUGUCUUCAUGAUCAACAGCAGUGACCCCUGUCCCUACGUCAGAGCUGCCUUUUCUCUCUCCACACCAGAACAGAUUGAUGAGGCUUUCAGGAGACUCUCUUCACUCAUCAAAGAAGCUUUGUGAUGAGAGACUUUUUCUCGGCAGAUGAUGUAUUUUUCUAACUUAUUGUUGAGGGUUUUUAUGUUAAAAUAUAUCAUUGAGUUUGAAUAUAUUUUAAUAUUCUGUUAUCUUUGACUGUAUCUAAACACAAUCAAGAAGACACUUUCAGAGUUAUAUUGGCACAAAUGUUUGUUUGGCUGCAUGUCCAGUCAACAUGGUGCUGAACACUACAAGCCCUUUGGAACAAUGAAAGAAAGCUCAGUCAUGAUUUGUUGCUCCAUCAUUGCACAACACAGUGAAGAUGUUUUUAUCUUUUCUGUGACAGAAAAUAAGUAAAUAAUAGCUUUUAA